CUUACACUGUGGCUUUUUACUUUUUAACUUGGUCUGGUGCUGUAUCGAGUUGAUUUAAAAUGGAUGUGUCCGGAAAGGUUUUCUUGAUCACUGGAGGGGCCCAGGGGUUAGGCAAAGCGUAUGCUGAGGCAUUGCUGGCCAAAGGAGCGAAGGUGAGCCAUUGUCUGCGAUUGUUUUUCUUUUCGUUUUGUUUUCCUAAAAAGAGGAACUGGCCUUCGUUUACACCCGUUGUUGCUCUGACAUGGUACAUCUAUGCAUAUUGUGUAGUUAGUUCUGAGCAGACCGUCGAUUGUAUUUUGAUCCACGCGUUAUUUCAUCAGAUUUUCCUAGGCGAUGUGGACCCCAAGGCUGGAGCUGAAACUUCAGAAGAUUUCCAGAAACGUUUUGGGGAGCAAAAUGUCAAAUUCACAGCUUUUGAUGUAACAGAUAUGGGAAAAUUCGAAGCUGCCUUCCAAGAGGCUGUGUCCGCCUUUGGUCGUGUGGACGUCAUGGUAAACAACGCUGGUAUCAUGAACGAAGGUGUCUGGCAGAAAAUGAUCCAGAUUAACUUUACGGCCCUGGUCAGGGGCACAACACUGGCCACUGAGCACAUGAGGAAAGAUAAAGGAGGAGCCGGGGGGGAGAGUGAUUAACAUCAGUUCUACCGUUGGUGAGGAUACAGACAAAUGAUGUUUGUGUUCGUCUACCCGUCCUCUUUCCUACCCCUC
Molecule: messenger RNA, 707 nt
Organism: Aplysia californica (California sea hare)
Lineage: Eukaryota; Metazoa; Mollusca; Gastropoda; Aplysiida; Aplysiidae
Product: 15-hydroxyprostaglandin dehydrogenase [NAD(+)]
Exons: 4
Coding region: 60-632 (190 amino acids)
Cellular component (GO): cytoplasm
Molecular function (GO): oxidoreductase activity, acting on the CH-OH group of donors, NAD or NADP as acceptor
Source: RefSeq, a predicted model, not a curated record